CUCACACACACAUACACACAGCUCACGUGAUGAUGAGUCACAGUUUCACUUCAGGUUUCUCUCCGACAGACUAACAUUACACGCAGAUGCACGACCAGAACAGAAACCAGAUCUCAGCAGCAGACCGGACCCUGAAGAUCCCUGAGGUCCGGUACCAUCCCAGCAUCCAGCCCACGACCCCCAGAACCAGAACCAGAACCAGCCAGGACCAGAGGAGCAGACCUGCUGCUGCAACCCCCCUCAAGGCUAUGCAGGACCCGAACAGAAACCAGGUCCCAGCAGCAGACCGGACCCUGAAGAUCCCCGAGGUCCGGUACCACCCGAGCAUCAGCACCACGACCCCCAGAACCACAACCAGAAUCAGCCAGACCCUGAGGCCCAGGCCUGCUGCUGAACCCCCCCUUCAAUCAGGACCCAGAACCCCCCAGACUGGACCCAGAACCCCCCAGAUUGGACCCAGAACCCCCCAGAUUGGACCCAGAACCCCCCAGACUGGAUCCAGGACCCCCCAGAUGAAGCCUGCUGUGAGACCUGGACCCAGUAGCCCCCAAACUGGGCCCAGGAACCCUCAGACUGGACUCAGUAGCCUCCAGACUGGACCCAGAACCCCCCAGGUGAACCCUGCUGUGAGACCUGGACCUGAUGCGGGGAAACAGAGUGCUGAGAGCCCGGUUCAUGGAGACGCCCCCAGCCCGGAGCAGGUGCCACUGGGUCUGGGGGUCCGGGUGGACCAGCAGGAGGUGGAGGAGGUGGAGGUUCUGACCCGCGGGCAGAGCACCAACCCCGCCUGGUUUGCCUGGAAGAAGAACCGGAUCACAGCCUCCAUUGCUCACAGCAUCGCUCACUGCGGAUUCGUCAACGGAAAGAGCCAAACCCCGCCCACUUCCUACCUGGCUGCUGUCACAGGUGAGGCGCCGAGAGUCCGGACCAGAGCCAUGUCCUGGGGGGUGCAGAUGGAGGCCGAGGCCGUCCGCAGCUACCAGGCUGUGAAGACGGCGGCGUUGGGACGGGGCGUCUCGGUGCUCGCCUGCGGGCUCUUCCUGGACGCUCAGAGGCCCUGGUUGGGUGCGAGUCCAGAUGGCAUCGUGACGGACAGCCGGACCGGCCAACGGCUGCUCUGCCUGGAGGUGAAGUGUCCCUACAAACACAAGGACAGACGGGUGGAGGACGCCUGCAGGGACGACCCCAACUUCUGCCUGAAGAUACAGGACGAGGACAGAGGGAGGCCCGGAGAGGUCCCGCUGUACGUCCUGAAGUCGUCCCACAGCUACUUCACUCAGGUCCAGGUCCAGAUGGCGGUGACGGGCGUCCAUCAGGCUGACUUCGUUGUCUUCACCCUUAAAGAGACGGCCGUGGUCCCGGUGACCUUUGACCCCGAGCUGUGGAGGAGACGCUGUCCAAACUGGAGACAUUUUACCAAGACGCUGUCCUGCCUCACCUAAGAGAUGGGGGGGGGGGCGUCCUGGAGCCCCGAGCUGUAGAGACACUUUAAAGAGGGGCCUCGCCUCCUUGGUGUGAAAGGGGCUCAUUGUGACGCCUAAAUGAGGCCAAGCGUAAACCGUAGUUUGGUCGUAUCAGAAAACGCUCGGUGUCUUCAGGGAAAAUAUCUUGUCGUUACAUUUGGAGGAUUUAUAUCCAUGUACAGACGAAGUGUACGAAAGAAAGGCCACUUGAGCUCAUCUCCUUUUCAGGUCUUUUCUUGCUAAUCUAUUGGUUUGUAAUCAUGUGUUCUUUGAAGGGUCUUUUUAAUAAAGCUUUGAUAACGUC
Molecule: messenger RNA, 1767 nt
Organism: Trematomus bernacchii (emerald rockcod)
Lineage: Eukaryota; Metazoa; Chordata; Actinopteri; Perciformes; Nototheniidae
Exons: 7
Coding region: 87-1442 (451 amino acids)
Source: RefSeq, a predicted model, not a curated record